This is a messenger RNA of Colletotrichum spaethianum, 2124 nucleotides long. Its product is annotated as orsellinic acid synthase. Gene Ontology annotation, biological process: fatty acid biosynthetic process. NCBI's taxonomy places the organism in Eukaryota, Fungi, Ascomycota, Sordariomycetes, Glomerellales, Glomerellaceae. Bases 1 to 2124 code for a protein of 707 amino acids. The transcript is spliced from 2 exons. The record is from RefSeq and is a predicted model, not a curated record. Gene Ontology annotation, molecular function: phosphopantetheine binding; fatty acid synthase activity.
AUGUGCAAGGUGCGCUUCAGCGCUGAAUGUCCAUCAAAGGUCCAGCAGUGGGGAUUUAUGGAGAAUCUGAUACGCCGACGCGUAGCUAGUCUGACUGGGACGUCCAAGAACGGCCCGACGCACCGUAUCUCGCGCAAGCUGUUUUAUAAGCUGUUCGAGGCCGAGAUCGAGUACGCUGAGCCAUACCAGUGCAUCGAGGAAGCAUAUCUGCCGCCUGACUUUCAGGACGCCGUUGCUGCCUGCGUACUGGGCGACAGCGCGGGCAAUCAAGGCCAAUUCACGUGCAAUCCCUUCACCAUGGAUGGCAUCGUGCAUCUAUCCGGCUUCAUUCUCAACGCUAACCCAUCCAAGCGUAAGGACGUGAUCCACAUUUCCAACCGCAUCGGCUCCUUUCAACUGUUGGCCCCCAUUACCAAAGGCACGUCGUGUAUGUGUUAUGCCACGUUGCGCGAGCAGUCUGCCAAGGGCGUAACCGUCUUUGACCAAGAUGGGCUAAUCGCCCUUUGCUCCGGCAUCACGUUCCAGCGCAUGACCAAGGACAUCUUCUCACUGGUCAUUGGGCACGCGGACGUCGGGCUUUCUGGCGGUGCGCCGGUACCAAAGGUCAUUGAAGCGCCGCUCCCUAGUCGUGGGCGCAGGCUUCAUGACUUUCCUGAUCCGUCGCCGCAAAGCACGGUUACACGAACGACAUUGCCCGAGGCAGAUCACGCCGACACGUUGUUACGCAUCGUCGCGACGCGGACGGGCGUUAGCUUGGACGAGCUGGAGCCCGCCACCUGUUUUACUGAUGUCGGGGUGGAUUCGCAGAUGAGCAUCGCCAUCACGUCAGAUCUGCAGAAACAGCCUGGUGUGCAGCUCCCGGCGGCUUUCUUCCUCAUGUACACGACCGUGGCAGAGGCCAAGGAGCGGCUAGGAACUGCGGAACCUGCAAAGGUUAUCACGCCGUCACCCAAAACAAGUGCUGAGUCGCUGGCUACGAAGCCUAGUUCGGUUUCCAAGGCAAUCCGCUGCGAAGCAUCGCCAUCGACAGAACGACCGAGCAACAUUCUGCUCCAAAUAGUGGCCAGCGAACUCGGCAUGGCUCCGGCUGACUUCGACGAUGUGGGAGACUUCGAAGCAGCCGGCGUCGACUCUAUGAUGAGCAUCAAAGUCAUGUCGCAAUACAAGCAAAGGACGGGUCAGGAGCUACCCGCCUCAUUCUUCAUGAACCACCCGACAGUAGCAGACGUCGAAGCUGAGUUGGAUGGCGGCGUGCGCGGCGCCGAUACUAAUGACUCUUCCAGUUCCAGCAGCAGCCGCAUCAUUCUAACGCCCCCAGCGGAAAUCACGUCCAACGCAGUCCUGAUCCAAGGCAACCCAGACUCCACACAGCGACCCGUUUUCAUGAUUGCCGACGGCCACGGCUCGGCCGAUGCCUUCGUGCACCUAGCGCCUCUCCAAAACAACCAAUGCCUCUACGCGCUUGAAUCGCCUUUCAUCGAUGACCCCAAUGCCUUUGACAUGCCAAUCCCCGACCUCGCCAAAGUCUUCAUCAAAACCAUCCGUCGCCUGCAGCCGUGCGGCCCGUACUUGAUCGGCGGGCGCUCCGCUGGGGCAGCAUACGCCUACGAAGUCGCAUACCAACUAGCCGUGCUCGAGCACGAAACACUUUCGGGCCUUCUGCUCAUCGACAUGCGGGUCCCGCGCGCCAUCCCACAAGCUCACGCUAUCAACAUGGCAUUCGUUACUCGCGCAUGGCGCGUCAUUGUUGAGCACACGAACGUCCUACUCGACCCGGGUGACCUUGCCCACGCUGCGGUCACCAUUAAAGCUCUGCACUCAUAUACACCGCGUCCGUUCCCGGCGUCGGCGCGCCCUCUUCGCACUGCCAUCGUCUGGGCCCGCUGGGAUGUCAACGAGAAUCCCGACCAGACCCUGCGCGACGCGGCUGUGCAGCGUCCGGCGGCCAUGGGCCCGACACUCGGCGAGACGGCGGACCCGGCGUCUGUCAGUGUAGAAGAUUUUGAGUCCGAGUUUAAAUCCUGGUUUUGGGGUUAUCGGACGUCAUUUGGCCCGAAUGGCUGGGACCGCUUGCUAGGUGGAGAGGUGCUGGUGCACACGGUAGAUAGAGGUUCGUUUUUCUGA